AUGAUAAGUCUGGACUCGGCCCCGAAUGGCCUCUCCUCUGCAUCUGCCCAGGAUGCAGAGGGCCUGUCCUUCCUUUCUUCGUCAAGUGUCUCUACAGCUGGCUCGACGGCAGCAUCCUCUGGCCGAGGCCCCGGAGGCUACAUGCCUCCUUCCCUCGAUUAUUCGUCAUCUCCGUCCUCUGCUCCCGCGUUUGUGCAACGCUGGUUUGCGGGUGCCAAAAACCCGACAAUCUGCUUCUUCCAUCUCCUGUUCAAAGUCGCAGCACUUGCAGUAUACGUCGCCGGUGGCUGUCUCCUGCUCUUUCUCGGUGACGGAGAGAUCUUCAUCUUUGUCGCGGCUCUCGUGCUUCUCGUUCUCGACUUUUGGACGGUCAAGAAUGUCUCUGGCCGAAUCUUGGUUGGCAUGCGCUGGUGGAGCUGCGUCGACGCUGAAGGGAACAAUCAGUGGAUUUUCGAGCGUGCACAGGAUGGACGCGAAGUGAACGCUGUGGAAUGGCGGGUUUUUUGGUUCGGCAAUUACGCCUGGUUGGCCAUCUGGCUGAUUCUGUCGAUCAUGAAAUUGCUGGAAUUCCAGCUUUUCUGGCUGCUUCUCUGCGUUGUCGGGUUGACCUUGGCGGCGACGAACGUGAUGGCAUACCGCCGCUGUUCGGCCUCAGGAGAUUCGACUCAAAGCGCCAGUCUCCCAGGACUCUCGAGUUUCGCCCAAAUGCCCCAGGCGGCAGGCUCCGCCGCGGAAGGAUUGCGAAACUGGUUGGCCGCGCAGGCAGGAUCUGCAGCCGUUCAAAACGUGCUCGGCCGAGUUGGAUUAGGCUUCCACGGGGCAGGACGAGGAUUUGGGUACUGA
Messenger RNA from Neospora caninum, 843 nucleotides. RefSeq lists its product as hypothetical. Gene Ontology annotation, biological process: protein secretion; vesicle-mediated transport. Bases 1 to 843 code for a protein of 280 amino acids. The record is from RefSeq and is a predicted model, not a curated record. Lineage: Eukaryota; Apicomplexa; Conoidasida; Eucoccidiorida; Sarcocystidae. The transcript has 6 exons. Gene Ontology annotation, cellular component: Golgi membrane.